AUGACUCCCACUUUCAAUGAUGCCAAAAUGACCGAAAAGAAUUACAAAGAAGAUACCGACAUUGAUCACUCCGGGGGUGAGGUUCUCGGCCAGAUUGGCCGCUAUGAGGACCACGAGAGGGCUAUUCAGGGCAAUGAUCACUUCCAUCGCCUGGGCUGGAAACGUCUCACGAUUGUGCUCAUUGUCCAAUCAAUUGCCCUGGGUAGUCUCAGUCUGCCAGCUGCGUUUGCAACGUUAGGAAUGGUGGCUGGAGUGAUUCUGUGCAUUGCACUAGGUCUCGUUGCCAUCUACGCAAGCUACAUGGUUGGGUUGGUGAAGCUCAAAUAUCCGCAUACUGCCCAUUACGUCGACUUUGGUCGUCUGUUAAUGGGCAAAUUUGGUGAUGGGCUGUUCAGCGUGGGCUUCAUUUUGUUGUUGGUCAUAUCAGUUGGGUCGCAUUGCCUAACCGGGAAGCUAGCCUUUGCUACGCUCUCCGACAACGCCGCAUGCGCUCUCAUAUUCAGUGCCGUGUCUGCAAUUAUUCUUUUCGCCUUCGCCAUACCACCGUCGUUCGCCGAACUAUCGAUUCUAGGAUUCAUCGACUUCGCUUCUAUCAUAGCCGCAAUUGGAGUCUGUAUCAUCGCAACGGGCAUUCAGCAGGGCGAUGCAACUGGGCCUGCUUGGUCCGCAUGGCCUCAAGACGACAUAAACAUGAGCAAGGCAUUCGUUUCAAUCUCAAACAUUGCCUUUGCUUAUGCUUUCGCCUCCGCUCAACCUUCUUUUAUGGAUGAGAUGCAUACCCCGGAAGACUUCACCAAGUCUAUAUCGGUGUUGGGUGUGACACAAAUCACCAUCUACACAUUGACGGGGGCACUCAUCUAUGCGUUUGUCGGACAGAAAGUUGGGUCGCCGGCAUUGCUAUCAGCGGGCCCUCUUCCUGCCAAGAUUGCAUUCGGUGUUGCACUUCCGGUUAUUUUCAUCUCCGGUUCUAUCAACGCUACCGUCGCCUGUCGCUACAUUCAUGGCAGGAUUUAUCAAAACUCCGUCGUCCGUUACGUUAACACAACAAAAGGAUGGGUCACUUGGCUGACAAUUGUGGCUUUGAUAACCAUUCUAGCAUGGAUCAUCGCAGAAGCUAUCCCGUUCUUCUCGGAGCUCCUCGCUAUUUGCGGUUGUCUGCUGGUCUCUGGCUUCUCGUUCUACAUCCCCCCGGUCUUAUGGUUCUUCCUUCUGAAGGAGGGAAGCUGGUAUGAGAAGCGGAACAUCCGCACUGCAAUGUUGAAUCUUACUGUAUUCGUGAUUGGCGUCGUUAUCCUUGGAUGUGGUCUAUACGCGAGCAUUGUUGGCAUUAUGACUGCAUUCAAAACAGGCUCUAUCAAUAGACCUUUCUCAUGUAAUGCUGGAUAG
This is a messenger RNA of Penicillium salamii, 1386 nucleotides long. NCBI's taxonomy places the organism in Eukaryota, Fungi, Ascomycota, Eurotiomycetes, Eurotiales, Aspergillaceae. The record is from the annotation of a GenBank genome assembly.